GUCUUAGAGGUGGUUCAGCUAAUACUGGGUUCCUCACCCGCUCCCUGCUUUCUACCGUUACUAGCAUUGCUCUUCGUACUUCUGGCAAGUGCUUUCAUAUUUCUCAUGCUAUUUGCUAUGCCUAGCCUCCGAGAUGCUCUCCUGCUUUCUUCGGUACUUGCGAUCUCCGUCCAUGCUCGCCCUCAGGAUACUUUCUUUGGACAGCUAGUCACCGCUGUGGAUAAAAUUCUGGGACCGAUUGUCCAAGUCGUAGACCCGUCAGCUUUGGUGAAUGGUUCGUUGCCUAAUGUCGUUGUACUAGUAAACAAUGUGACAAAUACAACGACGGCCACCGGGAAUUUGGUAUUUGCACAUCAUAUCGUUGGCAAUACGUUCAACUACACUGUUGAAACGUGGAAGAAUGACAUCGUCCUCGCCGCAUCGAAGGGUAUCGAUGCAUUCGCUCUCAACAUCGGUGGUGAUUCUUGGAUGCCUGGUCAAGUCGCGAAUGCCUACUCUGCAGCGAAGAAUCUCAAUACGACAUUCAAACUCUUCUUCUCGUUUGACAUGUCCUCGAUCCCCUGUGCUUCUGCUAACGACGCCUCGACUGUCCGAAACUACAUCACCACCUACGCUUCUCAUCCGAAUCAGCUGCUAUACAAUAACUCUGUAUUUGCGUCCACGUUCGCUGGCGAAUCGUGCAAGUUCGGUGCUAGCAGUGUUAAUCAGGGAUGGAUCAAUACUUUAAAGACCAACUUGACGAAUGUCUAUUUCGUCCCUUCGUUCUUUGUUGACCCUGCUACGUUCAAAACCCUUACCGUCAUGGAUGGCGCGUUCAAUUGGAACGGCGCCUGGCCAGCGGGCAACAACGAUAUCAACCUCUCGUCUGACCAAACCUACCUCUCCAACCUCGGGAACCGUACCUACAUGGCCGGUGUCUCACCUUGGUUCUUCACUCAUUACAGCCCUCAGACAUUUAACAAAAACUUCAUAUACAGAGCCGACGAUUGGCUAUUCGCCCAACGCUGGGAACUUCUCAUCCAAAAUCGUACCCAAUUCCCCUUUGCCGAAGUCAUGACUUGGAACGACUACGGCGAGUCACAUUACGUCGGUCCAGUUGAAGGUGUCCAGCCUAUGUCUCAAGCAUGGGUCAACGGUUUCGACCAUCAAGGAUGGCUUGACUUGAUGAAGUACUACAUCUCGGCCUAUAAGAGCGGGACGUAUUCCGAUAUCACCAAGGACCGUAUCUUCACUUGGGCUCGUCUCUACCCCGUCAACGCUACAGCUCCGGAUAGCAUCGGAAAACCUACAAACUAUCAAUGGACUGAAGACUACCUAUGGACAGUCGUCCUGCUGACCGCACCUGCAAACGUCACUCAGGCCUGUGGCGCAAGCACGUCAACAAGUUCCGUCCCGGCUGGUUUGUCGAAGCUCAAACUUGCGUUGAAGGAGGAUUGUAGUGUGAACGUGACGAUUACGCGGAAUUCCACUACGGCGUUGACGUUCUCACCGGCUGGGUUUAAGUUUGAUACGAAACCUCCCUCGUAUAAUUUUAAUGCUUUUGUUGCUGCGUCGCCACCAUAAUAAUUUUAUCGUUCACAAUUUC
This is a messenger RNA of Somion occarium, 1585 nucleotides long. NCBI's taxonomy places the organism in Eukaryota, Fungi, Basidiomycota, Agaricomycetes, Polyporales, Cerrenaceae. The record is from the annotation of a GenBank genome assembly.